GUCUCACGCCCAGACGACGGCGGCAGCCGCGACAGGCCAAUCAGGCACGUCAAUGAUAUUCGGCGCCACGCAUGCAGCGUCAGCAGCGAUACCGGUUGCAGUUGGAGGUACAGGACGGCUGCUGCACAGCUACGGCUGCUGCUGUGCUGGGAGAAGAAGAUCUACCACGGUGAGACCAUGGGCACAGGGUAUUUCUGCGCUGUACUCUGUGGGACAUGGGAGUGGAAAACAGGUCGCAAGCACGGACAGCAGCAGUCGCAACAGUUCUGGAGAUUGUAGUCAUGCACAACGGCGGCAGCAACUGCGGGAUAAGCAGACAAGCCUACUGGGCGAGAAGGAGGAAGCGCCGGCGGGGCAGUGGGAGGAGGAGGAGGAGGAGGACUCUUCGACAGUCAGCUCAAGGCUGCAGGACGUCGUGAGCCAGUUGCAGGGCGAGCUCCGCGCAGGGUCCACCCCACAGGUGCGUUCCAGCAUCAAGCUGGACGGUCUGUUCGCCGACCUUCGAGGCCAAGAAGACACCCCUCGAGGGCGCAACUCCACCACAACAACCACCACCGGACCCAAUACCAUCCCUCCCAAAUCACCGAAACAGCAGCGCCGGUUGCCCAACGGAAAGCUUAGUGCAGCGGGGUCCGGGGACGCUGCGCUGGAAGGGACCGAUGACCUGGAGUCUCUCUCCGACAUGCUAGACCGCGUACAGGCAAGCGCUAAGGCUCGCGACCUGGCCGAGGCCGAGGCGCGUUCGCUGGCGCUCCGUUCGGGAGGCCCUAUCGGAGACGACCCUGUCCGGUCGUGGGUGACCAUCGGCAACCAGAGGGACAUUAAGACGCGGUUCAGGAACAUCCGGGAGGGGCGGGUGGGCUGGGCGGUCCUACCCCUGGUCAUGAAGGCCAAGCAGGCCGGGAUACCGCUGAGCACGGGCGUCUACAACGCGGCGAUAGCGGCCUACGCCGGUACGCCCAGGAAGUACGAGGACGCCCUCCGGGUGCUGAACAUGCUGAGGCGCGAGGAGGACCCCGGCGUUCGCCCCGACCUGGGGUCCUACAACGCAGCCAUGUGGGUGUGCUCCGAGGCGGGCCAGUGGCGAUUGGUAAUGGAGUUGAUGACGCAAGCACGCGAGGAAGGCAUAGAGCCGGACACGACUUCGUACAACAACGCCAUGAGGGGGAUGGCCAUCCAGAAGCAGUGGAGGCGUGCGCGAAAGCUGCUCAAGAGAAUGGUGUCCGAGGGGCUUUCUCCCGACGUCCGGACCUACAACGGGCUCGUUGAGGCGGCGGGAAUGGGGAGCGCUGCCCCCCGCAAGCACAUGAUCGAGGUCGUGCACGAGAUGGAACAGGCGGGCGUGGAGCCGAACAGCUACACCUUUACGACCUUGCUCAUCUGCUUGGCUCGGCGACGCAAGACUUUCGAUGGCUUCCAGGCAAGACUAGUGGACGCGCGCGCGCCUUUGCUACCACACGGGCAUCGGGCCGGCCUUCAGUUCUGCGACGCGUAUGGAGACUGGCGCCGCGCGAUGAUCCUGAUGGAGGACAUGCGCGUCGCCAAGCGCCGCCCGUCUGCACCGAUGUAUCUGCUAGCGGUGAAGGCUUGCGCGAAGGGGGGGCAGUGGGAGCGCGCGCUGUCUCUCAUGGUGGAGCGGCGAGCGUUGGACGUGCGGGAGGAAAAAGAGAUGGACGAGAAAAACGGUGGGAAGCCGUUGAAGCGGAAGAAAGUGGAGGCCGUGGCGAAGGCCAAGAAGCAAGCGGCAAGGACGCACAUGAAAACCCUUGAAGUGGUGCUGAGCGCGGUGUCAGAGGCCGGUCAAUUCGAGGUCGCAAUGCGCCUCGUGCAGCAGAUGCGUGCCGCGGGAGGCACACCGAGCAAGAAGUGCUACCUCUACACCCUUCGCGCUGCCUCAAAGUGGGGCCGCUGGGACGUGAUCGAAAGCCUCAUGAAGGACAUGCGUGCUCUGCGCGUCGGAGUCGUAGCGGAUAAAGAGACAAACACCAUGGAUGGCGGCGUUGUUGUCAUCAACGGGGAGGGCAAGGGGGG
Messenger RNA from Ectocarpus sp. CCAP 1310/34, 2031 nucleotides. The record is from the annotation of a GenBank genome assembly. NCBI's taxonomy places the organism in Eukaryota, Phaeophyceae, Ectocarpales, Ectocarpaceae.